Molecule: messenger RNA, 1728 nt
Organism: Rotaria socialis
Lineage: Eukaryota; Metazoa; Rotifera; Eurotatoria; Philodinida; Philodinidae
Source: the annotation of a GenBank genome assembly
AUGGUUAUUUGCUUUCCCAGUUUUGAUAUUAACAUCAGUCGAUUGUUCACAUUCGUCUGUCUUCUCAGCGUUGUUUGUAUUGUUCAAUUUCAAUUGGUGUCUGCCAUCGAUGCAGCUCCUGGCACGCCAAAACGUAUCGGCUCCUCGGUGAACAAAGCAGUAACACUGAGAAAGACAAAUUUUCCAACAAAAGUAACAACAAAACCAAUAUCAGCAAAAACAACAACAAUAAUAACGACGACGACGACAUCAACUAACCAAACAGAUGUUUGUGUAGCUGAAAAAAUUGAUAAAACAGUAUAUUUUUUUUCUGUCGGUUACCGAGCAAUUUCUGGUGCACUGGUUGUUCCAAUAACGAUAUGUGCUAUAUGUGGAAAUAUACUUGUUAUUUAUGUUAUUAAACAUUAUCGUGAACUACGUGUUACAGGCAAUGUUUUUCUUGCCUCACUCGCUGUUGCUGAUGUUGGUGUUAGCUCUUUAGCGAUGACUUUUUAUGGCUUACAAUUACUAUAUGGAAGAUGGCUUUUUGGCCCAUUUAUGUGUCGUUUAUGGUUUUCAUGUGAUGUUCUAUUUUCAACAGCAUCUAUUAUACAUUUAGCUUGCAUAGCACUUGAUCGUUAUUUAUCUAUAGUACGUCCAUUUGACUAUGAAAAUACAUCAGCUGAACGACGCCGUUAUAUAAUGAUACUAUUCUGUUGGCUUGUUUCAGCUUUACUUUCGUUUAUACCAAUAUUUACUGGUGUAUAUACAACCCGUGAACAACGACAUAAAAUUGAUUGUUUAAAUCAGGUUCAUGGUCGUUGUAUAUUUGCUGUCAAUCAAGCAUAUGCUAUAGUUUCAUCAUCAUUUUCAUUUUGGGUUCCAGGUGCUAUAAUGAUUAUUAUGUAUGCUAUGUUAAUAAGAAUUGCUGAUAGAAAAGAACGUGAAGCAUAUCAAAUCAUGGAUGGUGUUGCUCAGCGUCGACGUGCAUCACAAUUAAAUCAAUUUUCUACUCACCAGCGAUCUAGUGAUGAUCAAAUAAUUGCUGAAACAACAUCGAUGACACAGCACAUAUCACGUAAUAAUAAAUUAACUGCAACAACAAAACCAAAAUCAAUCAAUGGACAUUCAAAUAAUUACCGUCGUGAAGGAAAACAUGAUAGUUUAGAUAGGGAUAUGGAUCGACAAGCAUCUGUUGAUUUGCAUAGUGCUCUCAUGGAUUCACGCAAUCCACAUAUGAAACACUUGAGACGUGAGCGUCGCGCUGUCAAAACUUUAGGCUCAGUUAUGUUAGCUUUCAUAAUUUGCUGGCUUCCAUUUUUUGUUCGCUACACAGCCUGUGAACCAGAUCGUUGUAAUUGGGCGAUCGCACCGCUUAUUGCAGAUAUCGUGUUUUGGGUUGGUUAUUUUAAUUCAAUGAUCAAUCCAUUUUUAUAUGCUUUUCAUAACAGAAAUUUUCGUGUUGCUUUUAAAAAGACACUUAGUCCAUAUUUUGUUUGUUGUCGAGGACGUCGUGCAAGUACGACUAGCUCCAUUGGAUUUCCACCAGCAACACCAAGCGGUGAAGCGCAUGCAAAUAUGAAACGGCUCAAAAAAAGUAAAAUGAUUCGAUCACUAGCAAGUAUUAAUGAAAGACCAAGUAUGAAUAAAAAGAAGUUAAGUGGUGGAAAUGUUGUCCUUGAAACAUCAAAUGGAAAUUUAACUGCAGGAGAAAAUAGUUCAUCAUCAAAACGUAAUUCUUGUCUUUGA